GAAACCGAAGCUAACUAGCAUAUUUUGCUUGAAGAUCUGACUAUUUUCCUAAUAGUUGUGCUGUUAGUUACAUGUUUAGUACAUUUAUGAAAACAAACGUUGAGGACUUCUUCGGCAGGGGUUUGUUGAUGUGGUUCCUCGAUGAGAAUAUGUUGAGUUAGAUUAAUCUACCGGAACUGAAGCAUUGACGCUAUUGCAGGAGCCACACUUAGAUCACGGCAGUUAAUUGGUAUAUAAUUAAAUGUUUGUGUAUCUACAGCGGGUGAAGCAUGAGAUUAUUCUAUCACGCGACGACUGUGAUUGAAAUAUUAGGGAAUGCUGUGGCUGAUGAGCUACUUUGAGUCAAACCGGUCUUUCAUUCAUUUUAAAUGUAGUUUUGUAAGCAGAUGAUAUUCAGUUAGGCUGGUUUGUCUGGUGACCUCUUGUUCAUUGACGCUGUUCUUUUUUGGACUUUGCCUCAGAUUAUGUCCGUAGAUUAACACACGGAGGCUUCCUCUUGUUAUACGAGCAAUAAAUUAAUUCCUGGAAAUAGUAUUUUCCUUCAUUUGUCCUCAUCAUUUUGUCAACAAACGUUAUUAACGUCCAGUAACCGUUUAAAUUAAAGGCAUUACCUUUAAAACUAUGUGCUUAAACGUAAUUGCAAAUAAAAUGAACACUUUAGGAAAAUGUUUGUAUUGCCACUCUCACUGAUGACCCCACCUGUGAAAUGCCAUUCGUUGUCAGUAAACAUCGGAUCAGCUGACUGAAAAAACCCAAGGCACCAAGGUUCCAGUUGGUGUUUUUAUCAUAAUUUGGAAAAGAGGAUUAUGACAGAAUGUCAGAAGGAGACAGUGCUGGUGAAUCCAUCCAUGGAAAACCAUCAGCGAUCGGAAGCUUCUUUAAACGGCUUGGGCAGGUUUAUCAGUCAUGGUUGGACAAGUCAACACCGUUUUCAUCAGUGCGAUGGGCGGUCACGCUUCUCUUAACGGGCAUAUAUAUGAUCAGAGUAUAUAUACUACAGGGAUGGUACAUAAUCACAUAUGCUCUUGGGAUCUACCACCUUAAUCUCUUCAUUGCUUUCCUCUCACCAAAAGUGGAUCCCUCGUUACUUGAUGAUCCAGAUGAGGGUCCAGCACUACCAACAAAACAGAAUGAAGAGUUCCGGCCGUUCAUCAGGAGGUUGCCUGAAUUUAAAUUCUGGCACUCGGCAACGAAAGGCAUAAUCAUCGCUAUGAUUUGCACAUUCUUCGAAGCCUUUAAUGUGCCAGUUUUCUGGCCCAUCCUCGUAAUGUAUUUCAUUAUGCUCUUCUGCAUCACCAUGAAACGGCAGAUCAAGCACAUGAUCAAGUAUAGAUACCUGCCCUUCACACAUGGGAAGAGGACUUACAGAGGCAAGGAAGACUCAGGGAAACCCUUUGCUAGUUAAAAUUCCCCUUCCUGAAAUUAAAGUUAUUGAUGAAGAAUGGUGCGUAAAGGGGGUGGAGGUUUUUCUUUUUUUCUCGUUUUCUUUUUUGGGUGAGAAAAAAAUCUUUUGAUCUGCAUCAAAAGCGUUACCCGCUCAUGUAAGAGGAUUAAUGCUGCCUUUUGUAAGUGUUUGGGGUUUGGGCCUUUUGAGGAAUGCUGUCGAGAAUCUGUGCACAUGAAACUAUUAAAAUAUGUGGCGAAUUAAUUAAUUAGAGAAUUAGUUUAUUUCUUUUUGCUCAGUAGUCCCCAUUCAUCCCCAAACCCAAAGGAUGUUAUGAUCUUUACCUUCUCUAAAACAAAUUUUAAAGAGUAAAUGAAAAUUGGAUUAGAAGCAAGCGGUUUAAGAUUGAAAAGAUUUCAUCAUUAUUUGACCGCCAUGCUCAUUCAUCUGGAAUAUAUUUGGUGUGCUUUUAUAUUUAUUAUAAACGUACCAGACAUUAUAUUCAGUAUUCAGAUGCACUAAUGUAAGAUUCCAUGAAAGGAGAGACACUAGAGAUCAUAGACACCUGGUGGAGAUCCAUCUUGCCGCAUGUUCAUAUGAAUUUGCCUUUUAUGAACAAUUGUAAUUCUCUAAAUGUGCUGUAGCAUUGUUAGUAUUUAAUUUGUACAUAGUUGUCCACCUUAAUCACAUCCGUUCAUGCGGUUUGUAAGUUAUGCUUCAAUAGGGAAACUUCUAAACCCCCUCACCUUGUACAUCAGAUUUUUUUAAAAGCCAGCAUGUGGCACUCCAUUAAAAUGGUAUGGUACAACAAUAUUGGCUGUAUGUUCUUCUCGUUUAAGCAUUCCCAAUAAACACUUUCUCUCUUUUUUCUUUUUCAGAGGAAACAUAAAGUUGAUUGCUUUAACUAUUACAAAUGGAUGGAGAGGGUUGAAGAUUUUUUUUCUUUUUUCUUUGUAUUUUAUUUUUUUGUGCUGGGCCCUAACAACUAGUGUAGAUUUUUAAAUGGAGAGAACUUCAAUAAGCACUGGAGAUGAGGAGUAAAAACUAUUUCAUAUAAAAGUGCAACAGUUUUUUUGGAGGGGAUAUAUAUAUAUAUAUAUAUAAUUUUUUUUUAAUGGUUAGCAUGUUUUGAUUUUUUUUUUAUGCCAUUUUUACUGUGUUAAAUGAAUCUUAUUAAACAAGUAAUUGAAUCAUUUGAAUUAAUUCAUGAGUACAUAAAUUGCAUGUUUUAGGUUUUCUUGUGCUGCUGGUUAAGAGAAAAAAAUGAUUUUAAUAACCAAGUGUACAUUUUUCACUCAAUGCUAUUAAAAGGCUGUGUCCCUUCACUGCUCAUGGCUCUAAUAUUUGAUAGGUUUUAAGCUUUGCUACAUUAACUGCAUAAUAGAUUUGUCAUUGUUAUGACUAACAGAACAUCACUUUAAUCUUAGUCUACAUAGUUCUCUGGACCAGUUAACUGCUGACUUAGCCAAAGGUUUUUAAAUCUUACAGACAGAUAGCUGGAGACACUUAUGUUACCAUUAAAGUAUGUGUAUAAUUUUUGAGGAUGUAUAGUGAAUUCCCUCAUGUAUUCUCAUACUACAUGUAUAUUAGGCAUAUAGCACUUUUUCAUGUACUGUUGCAUUUAUCACUUACUAUUACAA
Messenger RNA from Xyrauchen texanus (razorback sucker), 3024 nucleotides. Its product is annotated as protein RER1. Gene Ontology annotation, biological process: protein retention in ER lumen; retrograde vesicle-mediated transport, Golgi to endoplasmic reticulum. The transcript has 7 exons. The record is from RefSeq and is a predicted model, not a curated record. Gene Ontology annotation, cellular component: Golgi membrane. NCBI's taxonomy places the organism in Eukaryota, Metazoa, Chordata, Actinopteri, Cypriniformes, Catostomidae. Bases 815 to 1405 code for a protein of 196 amino acids.